Messenger RNA from Phaedon cochleariae (mustard beetle), 836 nucleotides. Lineage: Eukaryota; Metazoa; Arthropoda; Insecta; Coleoptera; Chrysomelidae. The record is from the annotation of a GenBank genome assembly.
GUUCUGUGUCUGUUGUGAUGAUUCUCGAUUCUGUCAGUCCUGUCCCUGUCUGUGCUUUAAUCGGAUUGACGCGGGACGGCUGACGACGGGCUGUUGGAGUUGUUGGUUUUUAUUCGGUGCUCUUUCAUUUCCCAAUUUUUUCGUCUAUCAAUUUUACAAUAGGAGUAUCUCAGGAUGUCUGGUAUAGCAGGUGCUCGUCUUACUGAAGAACGCAAAGCUUGGCGCAAGGAUCACCCUUUUGGAUUUGUUGCCCGUCCAUCCAAAAACCCUGAUGGAACACUGAAUCUGAUGAACUGGGAAUGCUCCAUUCCUGGUAAGAAAGGAACCCCUUGGGAAGAGGGCCACUAUAAACUGAGGAUGCUCUUCAAGGAAGACUACCCUACAAGCCCUCCCAAGUGCAAAUUUGAACCACCACUAUUCCACCCAAAUGUAUAUCCUUCAGGCACUGUUUGUCUGUCAUUGUUGGAUGAAGAAAAAGACUGGAGACCUGCUAUCACUAUCAAACAAAUCCUUCUUGGAAUUCAAGACUUGCUAAAUGAGCCAAAUGUCAAAGAUCCUGCACAAGCAGAAGCCUACACUAUUUAUUGCCAGAACAGACUAGAGUAUGAGAAAAGGGUCAGGGCUCAGGCAAGGGCUAUGAGCCAUCAAGAGAGCUAAGACACUCAAAAGUGUGUGUGCUUGUGUGUUCCAUCAUUUAUGUCCAGAGGAAAGUCAUAUUCUUGUGGUCUUGAUUUGUCUGUUAGAAUUAGAUUUUUUAUCAAACUUCACAUGUUCUCAUGUUAUUGUAUUCUUUGGAAAUGAAUAAUCAACUAAAUACAUCCUUUUUUCAUCACUGG